GUAGUCCUACAUGACAGUGACAGGCUAAGAUAACAUAAAUCACCACUUUCUCCUUUUACAUCCUUUGUACGGAGUAGUCUAUAAUGUUCUCCAAUUUUCAUACUCACAAGUCACAAGUCACAAAGUUUGUUUCCACUAUUGAGUUUCCUGCACAAGAAAAAUGGAAGAAAGCAGAACAUCACUAGCAAUAAUCCAGUGUAACGAUGCUCAUGAGCCCCUGGAAGCCAUAAACCCACCACUGAUCUCCAGUUACAAGCAUCAGAUACGGCCACUUCUGGACGCCAUUGACAAACUCCGUCACCUUAAAAUCAUGAAGGAAGGCAUCCAACUCCCUACCAUUGUCGUGGUUGGGGAUCAAUCAUCAGGAAAAUCAAGCGUCCUUGAGUCACUUGCUGGUAUUAACCUCCCACGAGGUCAAGGCAUUUGCACUCGGGUACCUUUGAUCAUGCGCCUACAGCACCAUUCUUCUCUCACCCCGAGCCUCACUCUGGAGUACCUCAAAAAGUCGGUAGACACCGACGAAAUCCACGUGGCAGAAUCAAUUGAAUCUGCGACGUGGGAGAUUGCUGGAUCCGGGAAGGGAAUCUCCCACAACCCAUUGACUCUUGUGGUUAAGAAGAAUGGUGUGCCCGAUCUUACUAUGGUCGAUCUCCCUGGUAUUACUCGAGUGGCUGUGCACGGCCAACCAGAUAAUAUAUAUGAGCAGAUACAUGAUAUUAUUAUGGAGUAUAUUACUCCAGUGGAGAGCAUUAUUCUUAACGUGCUCUCAGCUGCUGUUGAUUUCUCCACCUGCGAGUCUAUUCGGAUGUCGCAGAAAGUGGACAAAACAGGGGAAAGAACUCUUGCGGUAGUCACCAAGGUUGAUAAGUCCCCUGAGGGGCUUCUUGAGAAGGUUACUACCGAUGAUGUGCGUAUUGGGUUGGGUUAUGUCUGUGUGAGGAAUAGGAUUGGCGAUGAGACUUAUGUAGAAGCUAGAGCUGAGGAAGCUGCUUUAUUUCAGUCCCAUCCCCUGCUUUCGAGGAUUGAAAAAUCAAUGGUUGGGGUUCCUGUGCUUGCUGAGAAACUUACAGCAAUUCAGGCAGCUAGUAUUGGAAAGUGUUUGCCAGGGAUUGUGAACCAGAUCAACGACAAGCUGAACAUGAGUUUGGCAAACCUUGAUAAGCUCCCUAAUUCCCUCUCCUCUCCUGCUGAAGCCAUGACUGCCUUCAUGAGGAUACUGGGGUCAUCCAAGGAGUCACUUAGGAAAAUUCUUGUGCGUGGAGAGCAUGAUGAGUUUCCUGAUAACAAAGAAAUGCACUGCACUGCUCGUUUGGCAGAUUUCCUCAAUGAAUUCUCCGAUCAGCUCGUCAACUACCAAACUUCAGAAAUUUAUCAAGACUUCUUAAUGGAAGAGAUUAAGGUACUUGAGGAAGCCAAAGGAAUCAGGCUUCCCAAUUUCGUCCCUCGAGCGGCAUUCCUCGACAUAAUGCAGAAGAAAAUCAAGCAGAUUUCAGCAGCACCAGAGGAAUUUGCUUGUAAAGUUUGGGAUUAUGUUGAGAAGAUUGUCCUUUCUGUUUUGGGACAACACACUCAGAAUUACCCUCAGCUACGAUUCUCAACUAGAAGAGCUGCCCAGAAUUUGAUUAUGAAGAUGAAAGGGAAAUCAAUUGAGAGAGUCAAGGAGAUAAUUGAGAUGGAAAAGAUUGUGGAUUAUACUUGCAACCCUGAGUACAUGAAUGUGUGUAAUAAGCUAAUGGGUAAUUUAGCAGCAUUCGCUAAAAAUGUUGACAAUUCGCCAAACGGCUACAUGGAUAUCGAAGGCAUAGGGAAAGUGGCAGUCAGGCAUUUGGGGAAAUUCAAAGAGAUUUUACAACCUGCUUUUGAGAUGAAGAUGAGGGUUACGGCUUACUGGAAAAUUGUGUUGAGGAGAUUGGUGGAUUUUAUGGCACUACAUUCAGUAUCAAGCAUUCAUAAUCUGGUGGAUAAGGAGCUCGAAAACGAGAUUAUUAACGAGUUGAUGGAGGGUCUUGGUCAUGCUCAUACUCAUGGUGGAGGCAUCGAGAAGCUGUUGGAGGAGUCACCGGAGGUGGCCAAAAAGAGAGAGAAUCUAAGAAAGAGUGUUGAAUUGCUUAAGGAAUCUAAGGAUGUGGUAGCUACAAUUAUGGACAGGGUUGCUGUUACUGCUAACUACUCAUCUAAUUAGUAUGUCUUCUAAUUUAAGGUCUGCCAUGAAUUUCCUAGUCUUCUUAAUAUGGGUUUAUGUAAUAAGUUAAUCCUAAUCUAUGCUAAUUACUGGGUCUUCUAAUUUUCCAAGGCUUUCUUUUGGGAUAGCUAGCAGUAAAUGAUGAUGUAACCAUGGUAUCCGAUCCAUCGGCUUUGUAUCUGAUGUUAUUAUGCUACUAGUCUUAUAACUGUGUUUCUAGUUCCUUGUU
Molecule: messenger RNA, 2411 nt
Organism: Spinacia oleracea (spinach)
Lineage: Eukaryota; Viridiplantae; Streptophyta; Magnoliopsida; Caryophyllales; Amaranthaceae
Product: dynamin-related protein 4C-like
Exons: 1
Coding region: 161-2182 (673 amino acids)
Cellular component (GO): microtubule; membrane; cytoplasm
Molecular function (GO): GTPase activity; GTP binding; microtubule binding
Source: RefSeq, a predicted model, not a curated record